AUGGAACGAUUCUUUAAAAGAAAAUUAUCUACGGAUAGUUCUUCUCUGUCUAAUCCGGGUAGUUCAAAUGCAAGACCAAUUGAAGUAGAUGAGAUCUUAGCUAAUCUUCAGGCAGACCCUGGACUAAGAACUCGAAUGGCGGAUUAUAGUCCUAAUAUUCGGGAUGAGAUCCGAAGAGCAUAUCUACAAAAGGGACCUUGUCAACCUAGAAGUUAUAAAUUCCCACAAACUAAUCAAUCAGGAAUUAAUAGACGCUUCAUUGCUCAUUGGUUUGAUGAUCAUGAUUGGUUGGAAUAUAGUAUUGCUAAAGAUGCUGCGUUUUGUCUUCAUUGUUAUCUCUUCAAAUCUAAUUUUGAUCAAGUGGGUGGUGAUGCAUUCAUUGGGGUAGGCUUCAAUAAUUGGAAGAAGGCGAAAGAAAGAUUUAACCUUCAUGUUGGACCGGUUGGUAGUGUUCACAACCAAGCUAGAGAAGUUGCUUACAAUUUGAUGCAUCAAACUACACACAUUGAAACAAUUGUGAUCAAGCAAACAAGCCAAGCUCGCACGGCUUAUCGCACUUGCUUGAAUGCAUCACUUAAGUGCACUAGGUAUUUGUUGCGGCAAGGGCUUUCUUUUCUUGGUCAUGAUGAAAGUGCACAAUCAAGUAAUAAAGGGAAUUAUUUAGAGCUCUUGCAAUUUCUUGCGGAUCAUGAUGAAAAAGUUAAGGCCGUUGUGUUGGAAAAUGCUCCGGAAAAUUUAAAGUUAAUAGCUCCUUCAAUUCAAAAAGAUCUUGUCAAUUCUUGUGCUAAAGAAACCAUUGAUCUUAUCUUGAGUGAUGUAAAAGAUAGAUAUUUUUCAAUAAUGGUGGAUGAAGCACGUGAUGUUUCAAUAAAGGAGCAAAUGGCGAUGGGGUUGCGUUAUGUGAAUGACAAAGGACAAAUAAUUGAAAGGUUUGUGGGGGUUCAACAUGUAACCGACACUACUUCAAGUGCACUAAAGGAAGCAAUUGAUGAAUUCUUUUCUUCCGUGAAUUUGAGCUUUUCCAAGCUACGAGGACAAGGUUAUGAUGGAGCUAGUAAUAUGAGAGCUCUUGUUGCGGUAGCAAAGAAAAACAUUGAUGUCAACUCUUUUUUCACAACGGCUAAUAGUUUGGUUAAUGUUGUUGGAGCAUCUUGUAAGCGUCGCGAUGCACUUAGAGCACAAUACCAAGAAGAGCUUGUGAGAGCUUUUGAAGAUGAUUGUCUUAUAACGGGCGGGGCUUAA
This is a messenger RNA of Prunus dulcis (almond), 1242 nucleotides long. Its product is annotated as zinc finger MYM-type protein 1-like. NCBI's taxonomy places the organism in Eukaryota, Viridiplantae, Streptophyta, Magnoliopsida, Rosales, Rosaceae. The record is from RefSeq and is a predicted model, not a curated record. Bases 1 to 1242 code for a protein of 413 amino acids. The transcript is spliced from 2 exons.